Stylonychia lemnae is the source of this 1290-nucleotide messenger RNA. The record is from the annotation of a GenBank genome assembly. NCBI's taxonomy places the organism in Eukaryota, Ciliophora, Spirotrichea, Sporadotrichida, Oxytrichidae.
AUGCUGAUUUGCUUCAGCUGCAACAGAUUUUACAACCUUCAAGAGAGAAAGCCAAUUGCUUUACCUUGCACUGAUUUUAUUUGUCUCCAAUGUUACCAGUAAUAAAAGGAUCAGGUUUAAAAUGAAAAGAUCUACUGCCCUUUCGAAGAUAAUCAUUAAUUUGCAAAAGACUCUUUAGUCUUGCCUUCAUAAUUUCUAAUGAGAUAACUAUAAUAGUAUGAUUUCUAUAACAUAAAAUGCGACGAUCAUCCUAAUAAGAAUGCCCAUGUCUAUUGCAAGGACCUAAAUAAGAUGAUAUGCAGCAGAUGUCUUUCAAUCGAUCCUCAUUCUCACUACAUCACAGAUAAAACCAGACACUUUGAGCUCUAAAGACCCUAUCUUGAGGAAUCAUUUACUAAAAUGAUACCUAUAUUAAAAGAAGAAAUUAUUAAAAUUGAAUAGAUGCUUGAAUCUUAUCAAUAAUUUAUAACAAAAGACAGAGAUUUUACAGUUGCUUAAAUCUAAAAUCUAAUUAAAUUGAACAUGGAAAUACUUUAGCAUUCUAAUAUUGAUGAGAAUCUGAGGAAAAAUUUAAGAGAUAAAUUCGAAAUCCUUGAUUUCAUUAUACCAUUUUCGGAUAAAUAUAGACAAAAGUUUAACAUCGUCAAUGAUUAUGAGGAAGAGAGAAAAGAGAAUUAUGUUGGUGAGAUUUAAAUCCCUCAGCAUAUUCUUCAACACAAAGAUAUGUUUAUAGAAUUUCGAAGAUUAGUAGAUUUGGAGCUUUAACAAGGUGUUGGAAGUAUAGUAAGCAAAAACAUCAGCAGAGAUUUGAAAAUUUCAUACAAACUCCUAUAUUCUAACUCAUUACCAGAAAAUUAGACAAUAGAUUAAUUCAGAUAUAGUGUCUAUUACAGAGGAGCUAAUGUCUGCUUUAUACUUAGUAAUCAUGGCUUAAUUUUUGGAGGCUAUACUAAAUGUUCAUGGGAAACCUCCUCAUAUCAGGGAAGAAUGGAUAGGAAUGAUGACAAUGCAUUCUUGUUCAGUUUAUCUAAGAAUAAGGUAUUCAGGUAGAUCUAAAACUUUCAUCAGUCAAUAUCAUAUGGUGCUGAUAAGUAUUUAAGAUUCGGUUAAUUAGGACUUUCUAUCGAAAAUAAUUGUUUUGGAAGUGAGUGCAAUUCUGCACAAUUAGGUUCAAUAUACCAAACGAUAGAUGGGUAUCAAAUAGGAGAUGAAAUUAGCAAAAAAUUCUUGUCAGGGGGUGAAAAAUUCAAAGUGAUAUAUAUGGAAGUUUACAAAGUUAACUUUUGUUGA